This is a messenger RNA of Eruca vesicaria subsp. sativa (arugula), 1263 nucleotides long. NCBI's taxonomy places the organism in Eukaryota, Viridiplantae, Streptophyta, Magnoliopsida, Brassicales, Brassicaceae. The record is from the annotation of a GenBank genome assembly.
ACUUGAUCUCUCUGUUUCUCUUCUAAGAAAGAUUCCUUCUUUUAAUAUCAACGGAACCAAAAAUCGUAAAACUGAUCCUUUUCUUAACUUCUUUCCUUAUUUUGAGGUUUUUUGAUUUUAGGGUUUUCAGAUCAUUUCGAUUCCAUGUCCGGAAAAGGUCUAUCUCCGGCGUCGUUCACCGCGCCGCCGAUGACCGUCCAAGACGCCGACCCGUUACGUUUCCGGGUCGGCGAACAGGAUCCUAAAACCCGUGAAUUCGCCGCCUUUAUCGGCGACCAACACCGGUACUUCGCGGCGGCGGCAGCCGCCGCUGCUGCUGCGGCGAAUCCUCAACCUCAUCUCGAGUUUCAUCAGAAUUUCUACUCGGAGAAACCAAUAAGCGGAAACCCUAACGACAGUGGCGGAUCAGACGAGGAAGAAGAAGAAGAAGAGGAAGAAGAGGAGGAGGAUGAUGACGUGGACGGAAACGAAGGUGGUGAUGGUGGUAUGAACAAGGACGGUGGUGAUGAUAGAGUUUCGGCAGGAGGAGCUGGUGGUGGGAUAACGGUUGAGCAAGAAAACGCAGCUUAUUACUCGCAGCAGUUUAAGACAAUGGAAGCGAGUUUUGUUUCUAGGCAUGAGGAAUCAUCAUCAUUAGUUGCUGUAGAGAAUGGGUGUGAUGUUAGCGGCAGAAGAGACGCUUCUUCUUCUUCGAUGAGCAAUUCAAUUGAGUCUUUGAGGACUAUCUUGUCUGAUCCUAUAACAGGGGCUUUGAUGUCUGAUGCUAUGAUUUUGCCUUGCGGACACACUUUUGGAGCUGGAGGAAUCGAACAAGUUAAACAAAUGAAAGCUUGCUGCUCUUGUUCGCAGCCAGUCUCAGAAGACUCGAUAACCCCAAAUCUCACUCUACGAGUUGCAGUACAAGCAUUCUGCCGAGAAGAGAAGUCACAGUCAAACCAUUCAUCUAAGCGAAAACGAGAAGGAUUUGAUCAAGAGAGACGUGCAUUUGGUGACACGACUUAUACAAAUCGUUCAAGGAACAGAACUAAUCAUUUCCCUUUUGCUGUGUCGGAUCGAGUUAUAAUAAAGGGAAACAAGAGGACACCACCUCGUUUUGUAGGACGGGAAGCUGUUGUGACUACUCAAUGCUUGAACGGCUGGUAUGUGGUGAAAACACUAGACAAUGCAGAGAGUGUUAAGCUUCAGUAUCGUUCAUUGGCCAAAGCCACAGAAGAUCCAUCAGCCAAGGCAACACCAAGCAAAAUGGUCUCCAACUGGCUCUAA